AUGGAGGCGAAAAGUAAAGCAUUGAGUGCGCUGCUACAUCGCACAGCCAUAGAUGAUCACGAAGAGAUCCUCAAAGCCUGCAGUACCGCAUUGAAAACGUCGAAGGGCGACCUUGAAAUUCUCUAUACCAGGGUGAUUGCGUUGUUGAAACUUGAACGGCAUGACGAUGCUCUGGCAGCAAUAGAGGAAGGCGGCUAUCAAUUGAAGGAGAAAACUAAAGUCGAAAGAGCUUACGCACUGUAUAAAACAGGCCAACUAGAAGAAGCAAAGAAAUUGGCAAAAAGCAUAGGCGAUAAUCGAGGAGCAAGACAUGUCGAAGCUCAGGCUUCUUAUCGUUCCGAAGAUUUCAACAGCGCAUCCGCCGUAUACAGAGCUCUGAGUGAAGAUAAGCAGUCGGAAGAAAAUGACUUACGCAUCAAUAGCAGUGCCACAGACGCCAAUCUGGAAUGGUCGAACCAGGGAGACCUAGUAGAGAAAAAGAAGCAUUCGAGAGAGGAUCUGGAGCUGUUCGAGACUGCCUACAAUGCUGCGUGCGCAUCAAUCGCAAGAGGUGAGCUGCAGCAGGGCGGUGUAUUGCUUAAACGUGCCCAUGACACAACAGACCUCUGCAUGUCAAACGAGGACCUAACAGACGACGAGAAAGAAGCAGAGGUCCUUGCGAUUCGGGUACAACAGCUGUUCGUACUAAGCUCUCUAGGCAAGGGGGAAGAAGCAAGAUCCCUCGCUUCAAACAUAUCUACUGAAAGAUUGUCUGAUGCAUCAACCGUGAAGGUUGCUCAGAACAAUGCUAUUGCAGCUCGUAUCGAUCAAUCAAAUCCACAUCUGAAUCGUAGACUGCUUGACGCGAAGGCCAAUUUGCCCGCGACAGAUAAACUUUUCAAGUACCAAGAAGGAGUCCUCCAGCAGAACAGUCUGAGUCUUGAUCUUCAAGCGCAGAAACCUCAGAGCGUCAUCAAAACUACGGAAACCAUACUUAACAAAGCCCAGCCAUCUACCUCGCCCUACAUCAACGCACUCUCUGUGCUGAAUGCUUCAGCACAUGCUCAAGGCGAACUCGCGAAUUUUGGCCUGAAAAAGAUUUUGCCUCUCUUUGAAAAAAGACCCGUUGACCUUGGCCUGGCCAUGACUAUCAUUCAGCUUUAUGUUCUGACCAAUAACCAUGGCUCUGCCAUAAACAUAAUGGACAAACUCAUAAACCACCUCUCCAAAUCAGCAAAGCCGUCUGACCAAGACGUCCUCCACGCUCCUGGCCUGAUAGCUCUCCAGGUCUCCCUUUACAGCAGCCAGAACCGCAGAUCUCAAAUCAGAACAACACUGGCUCGGGCGGCUUCUUACUGGCGACGCAAAUCAAAAGCGCCGACAUCUCUUCUUCAAGCAGCUGGCACAACGCUCCUCGACUCUCCAGAGCCAGAGCACCAAGCCAUUGCCCGCGAAAUUUUCAGUAUCCUGCACCAGUCCGAUCCCGCCUCGCGCCUUGCAACGGCGGGUUUCAUCGCCUCUCACGCCCAAGCAUCCCCUUCAUCGAUUACAGAAACCGACCUGUCAGCUCUCCCACCACUAUCCGAACAGAUCCAGGGCAUCGACAUCGACGCUCUUGAAAAAGCGGGCGUGCUUGCUCUCCCCAACGUCCCCUCCACCACCAUCUCGUCAACACGCAAGCGACAACUGGAAGACUUGCAGAAGCCGAAGAAGAAGCGUAUCCGUUUCUCGAAGCGUCCAAAAGACUUCGAUCCAGACAAGAAGAUGGAUCCGGAAAGGUGGUUGCCACUUCAAGACCGAAGCUCCUAUCGACCAAGUAGGAAGAAGGGAAAGAGAAAGGAAGGGGAGAGGGAGAGAACACAAGGGGGUGUCGCGGGGGGUGAUAAAAUGAUGGAGAAAGGUGGUGAGGUCGUAAAAGGUGCGGAGAAGGUGGGCGGAGGAGGAGGCAAGGGGAAAGGGAAGAAGAAGGGGAAGAGGUGA
This is a messenger RNA of Bacidia gigantensis, 1959 nucleotides long. RefSeq lists its product as uncharacterized. The record is from RefSeq and is a predicted model, not a curated record. Gene Ontology annotation, cellular component: signal recognition particle, endoplasmic reticulum targeting. Gene Ontology annotation, biological process: SRP-dependent cotranslational protein targeting to membrane. Bases 1 to 1959 code for a protein of 652 amino acids. The transcript has 4 exons. Gene Ontology annotation, molecular function: 7S RNA binding; ribosome binding; protein binding. NCBI's taxonomy places the organism in Eukaryota, Fungi, Ascomycota, Lecanoromycetes, Lecanorales, Ramalinaceae.